Molecule: messenger RNA, 1413 nt
Organism: Cladophialophora yegresii CBS 114405
Lineage: Eukaryota; Fungi; Ascomycota; Eurotiomycetes; Chaetothyriales; Herpotrichiellaceae
Exons: 1
Coding region: 1-1413 (470 amino acids)
Source: RefSeq, a predicted model, not a curated record
AUGUCAAGCCGGAAUCCAGAUGGAAGGGUCUUCACCUUUGUAGAUUACGACAUCAACCGCCGUGGAGUCACCGAUACAGCUCGGGCGCAUUUGAUGAGAGAUCGAGUGCGGUCGAAACGAGAAGCCAGAUCAGAAUGGGUUUCCCGCAACCAGUUCUCUCCGCUACGUUGGAUGCGACCAAAAGAGGACAACAACCAACCAAAUCCAGGCAGACCAGAUGCAAAGCCAUCCAGCUCGGACGAAUCAGAGGAAGUGACCAAGCCUCGAAUCUCCCAUUAUGCGGCAGUCAUUGAUUUUGAGCGGGACUGUGUGACUGUGUCGCCUUUCGCCAGGAAGCCAAGGUCACAGUCGCCGCGGUCGAGGAAGGGGACGAAGUCCCAACACCGUAAGAACAUGGAAUUCCACGACAACUCUCCCGAAAGCAGUGCCUCCGACCGAAAACAUGGCCGGUCACCGGAAGAAGGCUGUCGAAUGGAAAUGUCCCGGCUCAACUCACCUUUUCUCGAUGCAGAUUCUCCCAGGUCCAUUGCAAGCCUUGUCGAUUGUGAGCCAAUGAGCUCAAAUCAAAGAAGGACCAGCAUGGAAAGUCGCUCGGAAUUCGGUCUGGCACUUUUGGACAGGCUAAGGAUUGCAAACACGCCGCCUCGGCAACUACCGAUCGGAUUGGACGCCGGAUUGGAGGAAGAGUCCCAACAGAUCAUUUCGCAGGCUCUCCAUAAUUCCGCCGCCAGAUUGUCAACCGUUUGGACGCCAGUCGAACACAACUUGCUGCAAUAUUUUGCUGUAAAUGCUGUACCCAUGCUGGGGCUAGAUUUGUAUCCGGAAAUCGUUCAAAAACAUGACCCUGUGCUCCAGCUCUUUCUGCCUUAUGCCACCUCCAGCCAGUGGUGUUUCGAAACCAUGAUACUGCUAUUCAGUGCGAAUCAUCAACGGUUAAGCGAGGCGCAGCCCGACCGCGGUGACAUGGACGCUGAAAAUCACCACCUCGCGUCUCGGCAGAAUCUCAUCCUUGCGAGGACGCGCGAGAGGAUAUCUUCCCUAGCUAAUUGCAACGAUUCGAGUGAUGAAGACGUGGUGGCAUUUUUGUUUUUGGCUCUUGCCGAGUACUGCACCGGCAACCGACAAAUUGGUCUCAUGCACUUCAAAGCCUGGAAGGAAUACUGCGAGAUGCGGCGAGUGUUUGGCAUCCGGCCAUGCGGAUUGCCCUGUAAGACCAUUGUCUGGUGGUGUGUCUCGGUGAUGUGUGAGGACGAUGUUUCCCUGGAUGGGAUCAUCAAUCCCACCACUAGAGCAAGGAUACGCGAUGAUCCAGCGAAAUUGUUCAGGUAUUUCGAGUCCUGGAACGGCGCAGGGUACGUCGACAUGGCGCAACUGUCUCGUCCGGAGCUUUGUGAGAGGCGUAUCACUUGUUGA